Molecule: messenger RNA, 920 nt
Organism: Cololabis saira (Pacific saury)
Lineage: Eukaryota; Metazoa; Chordata; Actinopteri; Beloniformes; Belonidae
Gene: ccdc28a
Product: coiled-coil domain containing 28A
Exons: 5
Coding region: 297-899 (200 amino acids)
Source: RefSeq, a predicted model, not a curated record
GUUUCCAGCGAUCAGCUGCUGCUGGGCCAGCGACAACACUGACACACCAAACUCAUAGUUUUUAUCUUAUGCAUUGCUUGUCCUCAGUGUAUGUAUUAUAGGAUCGAUUAUACUACAGUUGUGGGCAGAUAGGUUGAUUCGGCUUGUGUUUCUGUCACGUAGCGCCACUGUCGUGCCUGGUGUUAGAGAUUAGCAGGGCGGAGAGCUGCUUUCUAUCCGCUUGGCUUUUGGUGUUAACUGUAACACGUGGUGUCGUCAUUACGUGCUUCUUCACCUUUCUGCCGUAACAUGAGACUAUGGAGGAGCGCAAGCUAAAGAGAAAGAGCCCCAGGACCUCCAGCAGCACGGCGGCUCCCACCGGCGGCUCUGGCCGGAAGACCAGCUCCUCCUCCGGGGGAAGGCAGGCGGGUUUCAGCCACAACCCCGGGACUCACGGGGCGCACUCCGGCCAGAAGAGCAAGUACAAGAGGGGAGUCAGAGAUAAGCACAAGUAUCACGGCUUGGGCGGUAAAGCCACCCAGAACCAGAACCAGGGCCAGGGCCAGGGCCAGGCAGCACCCAUCGUCCAGCACUCAUUUCUGACGGAUGUGUCAGAUGUGCAGGAGAUGGAGAAUGGCCUGCUCAGUCUCCUCAACGACUUCCACUCAGGGAAACUUCAGGCAUUUGGCAAUGAGUGCUCCAUUGACCAGAUGGAGCACGUGAGAGAGAUGCAAGAGAAGCUUGCACGCUUGCACUUUGACCUCUACGGUGAGGUGGACGAAAUGCCGGAAGACCAGAAGAAAAUGGCCAGUGAUUCCAACAUGGACAAGUUGCUUUUUAAUCUUGAGGAGCUGAGUUCCUCCAUUCAGAAACUGAAUCUCGCCGACACUCAAGAAAUCCCGAGGACAUCCAGCAUGUGAUUUAUUUUUUUUUUCUUUUUU